AUGACGUUCUGCAAGCAAAUAUUGUCUACAGAAUGGACGUUCAAGGAUCGAGAUGACGAGACACUCAAUGCAUGGAUGCCUGUGGCGGCAGUGCCUUCGACGGUGCAGCAGGAUCUCAUUGCAAAUAAAAAGCUCGAGGAUCCGUACCUAGGCUUCAAUGAACUCAAGGCGCGCUGGGUCAACGAGAAGGCAUGGGUAUAUCGACAUGUUUUUCAACGACCGGAAACCCCUCCUGGUGCAACCGUGGCACUGGUAUUUGACGGCUUGGACACCUUUGCCUCAGUCAGGCUCAACGGCGAGACAAUCCUUGAAUCUAGCAACAUGUUCCUAGGCCACCGUGUGGAUAUCACACAAGCCCUAGGGUCAGCACAGAGCACGAACGUGCUAGAGGUCGAAUUCGAUUGCGCCCAGCUCAAAGCAACCGAGCUACGCAACAAAGACCCGGAUCACAAAUGGCACGGAUUCAACGGAGAUAUGGCUCGCUUAGGCGUGCGCAAGGCCCAAUACCAUUGGGGUUGGGAUUGGGGCCCAGUUAUCAUGACAGCUGGUAUCUGGCGCGAGGUGCGAUUGGAAGUCUACUCUGCACGAAUAGAAGACCUAUGGCCACAGACACAUCUUGCUCCUGAUCAUAAAAUGGCGACUGUUACGGCAGUUGCUAAAAUUGAUCAGUCCAACUUGGAAGGCUGUGUUGCUCGCUUCCAUUUGACUCUACGUGGACAUGAGAUCGCGCGCCAGGAUAUCCCUAUACCCGCCAAUGAAAAUGCCCAAGCCAGCUUUGAGGUCACCAAUCCCGAAUUAUGGUGGCCACACGGAUACGGCUCCCAGACCUUGUAUGAAGUGACAGUCUCACUCUUGCACGACGGAAAUGAGCUACACCAGGUGUCCAAGAAAUUUGGCAUUCGGUCCGCAGAAGUCAUUCAGCAGCCCGAUAAACAUGGGAAGUCGUUCUUUUUCCGAGUCAACGGAGUGGACAUCUUCUGUGGAGGCUCAUGCUGGAUCCCUGCCGAUAAUCUACUACCUAGCAUCACCGUCGAGCGAUAUCGGAAAUGGAUCGAGCUAAUGGUGGCAGGUGGCCAGGUGAUGACUAGAGUAUGGGGCGGCGGGAUCUACGAAGACGAUGCUUUCUAUGACGCCUGUGAUGAGCUUGGCGUGCUAGUUUGGCAGGACUUUAUGUUCGGCUGUGGCAACUACCCAGUAUGGCCUGAGCUAUUAGAGUCUGUACGACAAGAGACAGUCUAUAACGUACAGCGAUUGAGACAUCAUCCAUCAAUCGUAAUCUACGUUGGCAACAAUGAAGAUUAUCAAGUGCAGGAGCAGUCGGGGCUCACCUACAACUACGAAGAUAAGGACCCGGAAAGCUGGUUGAAGUCUGACUUCCCAGCACGCUACAUCUACGAAAAGCUGCUGCCAGAACUGGUAUCCGAGCACUCGCCGAGUACCUUCUACCAUCCGGGAAGCCCAUGGGGCGACGGAAAAGCCACGAGCGAUCCUACCGUGGGGGACAUCCAUCAAUGGAAUGUGUGGCAUGGAACGCAAGAGAAAUAUCAGAUCUUCGACACCUUGGGAGGCCGCUUUAACAGCGAAUUUGGGAUGGAAGCCUUCCCGCAUAUCUCGACGAUCGAAUACUUCCUGGAAAACGAGAAGGACAAGCACCCACAGUCACAAGUUAUGGACUUCCAUAAUAAGGCCGAUGGCCACGAGAGGCGAUUGGCGACGUAUCUCGUGGAAAACCUACGUAUGGCCACUGAUCUAGAGACAUACUCCUACCUCACACAGGUCGUCCAGGCAGAGACCAUGAUGUUCGGAUAUGGCGGAUGGCGCCGCCAAUGGGGCGAUGAGCGCAAGUGUGGCGGAGCGCUACUGUGGCAGAUAAACGACUGCUGGCCCACGAUCUCAUGGGCAAUUGUGGACUACUUUUUGCGGCCAAAACCUGCGUAUUACACUGUGAAGCGAGUGAUGCAGCCUCUGGUGAUCGGCGUGCGACGUGAACAUCACGACUGGAGUGUCAGCCGGUACGAGAUGUGGGUUGCUAGCAACCGACAGGAAGUACUGCAUGGAACUGUCGAGCUACGAUUCUUAUCGGUGGUGACCGGUAGGGACCUGCGCACCCCGGCUGUCUUCACGGACGUCACUGUUGCAGCUAAUGGUACUUCCGAGAUCACAAGUGGUAUCAUCGAUCAUGUCACCCAGCCUGAGCCCCAUGUUCUUGCCGCACGGCUAUGGAUAGAUGGUCAGAUUGUGGCCAGGGACAUUGACUGGCCGCAGCCGCUCAAGUAUCUUGACUUUGCCGAUCGCGGACUAGAAGUGAGGCAGCAGCCAGGGGCUUCAGCUGGACAGCAGCUCUUGGUAAUCAGCUCACGGAAGCCGGUAAAAUGUCUCGUCUUUGAGGAGCGGGAGAAUGUACGAAUUAGCGACAGUGCUAUAGAUAUUGUUCCGGGCGAUGAGCAGGUGGUGGAGAUUACAGGACUUAGUGAUAGUGAUCCACCAUUGGGGUAUCGCUACCUGGGUCAAUAG
Penicillium concentricum is the source of this 2514-nucleotide messenger RNA. Its product is annotated as beta-mannosidase. Bases 1 to 2514 code for a protein of 837 amino acids. Gene Ontology annotation, molecular function: beta-mannosidase activity. The record is from RefSeq and is a predicted model, not a curated record. The transcript has 6 exons. NCBI's taxonomy places the organism in Eukaryota, Fungi, Ascomycota, Eurotiomycetes, Eurotiales, Aspergillaceae. Gene Ontology annotation, biological process: carbohydrate metabolic process; glycoprotein catabolic process.